CACGUGGAAUGUUCCUGGAUCAAUUUUCUCAGCGUAUACUCAAACCCAUCUCGUAAUUCCGAUCAAAAAUUAUAUUUUCGACAUAUCUGAUGUGAUUAGAAGAGGUGUCGAAUUAGCAAGAACUAUGGAAAUCAAUUCAUUAGAAGCCGCGGAAAAUCAUCACAAGGGCAAAUUCAAACUGUCUCGUUACUUAUUUCGUCGGUAGACUGUAGCAGAUGGCCCGCAUACCUUCCUCUUCCCGUCCAAACUCUGAAAUGGAAGAUUUGGGCAAUUUCCACCUGGACGAAACAGCUAGUGACAGUUCGCAAAGACGUCCACGUCGAUCAAUAACCGACAUUUUUCCGUCUUGUGGAGAGACCACUCAAUCCUCUACACAGAAUGCAUACGACUUGCCAAAAGGGUCGCUGGGCACUUUACGCCAUACAUCCUCACCACACACUUCGUCCCAGUUAAUUCGUGCGUCUAAUUUGCGAAGCCGUGCUUUCCGGUCAGAGAUUCCGAACUUGCUUUCCCAUUCCACCUAUCUUCCGCCUUACAUUGACAAUUACUGGGAUCUUGUUAAGCAGAGGAGUAUAAUACUACAGAAAGCAGCAGCAACCGUUUCGGCGGCCUACGAGAUUACCUAUGGCGAAGCGAUAGCACGCAAUUCCCUUUUCAUGAUAUCCGCGCUAAGAGAUGGCCUAAUACCCCACCAGCCGCAGGCAACACCUUUGCGAUCACUUCAAGUAUUUCAGCAAUCCAUGACAGUCGACGUAAUGCGGUACACAGGUUUCGUCACAUCGCUUCCGGGAUUUCACGACUUCAGUAAGAAUGAUAAAAAAAUUCUGCUCGGUGAAAGGCAUAUGAUAUAUCAACUGGUAAUCUGCUCGCCGUACUUUUACAAAGGUGAAUACUAUUAUUGCAUGAAUGGCCCAGAUGAACUGCAUAUGUGCUGGUCAGUUGCUGAGGGAUUGGGUUUACCUUUGGAUUUCCUGCGCUUUUGCGGCUCAAUUCCCUUUCUUGUCAACGAUAUCGGUCUUACGCUGGCGGAAACGUACUUACUAGCGGCGGUUACCAUUUUUGCUCCAAGUGUUUUGUCGAAUGUGAGCAAUAAAGCUUUGGUGGCUGCUCAUUACGACUUCUAUAUGGACGCGCUGUUUUAUCAGCUUGGAAAUCGCCUAAGCAUCGCGGAUCGUGCCAUUACCAGUGUGAAACUGGAGAAAGUGAUACAAAUGUUUCCCCUCAUCGAUAAAAUCUCCAUGGGAUAUUUUCAAAAUCUUGAUCUGUCCCAUGUUCCGGUGCGAUCGCGGGAGGUCAUGUUUGAUUAGUCUGGUUGUGUCGGGGACAGUGCUUAUACUUGUACUUUUUAACCUUUUAAGAAACCACGUGGCAGCCGGAUAGCUCAUAUUUUGUAAAGAAUUUUGAUUGAGAGAGAAUUUAUACAGCGAUGCGUACUUGAUAAAAGUUGCGCUGAUUUUUUAUUUUAUUCAGUAUUCAGUUUUCUGGGUAUGUCUGUCGGUGAUGCCGAAUGCGUUUGUCAUGCAUUCGACCGCAAGUGAGAUCUGGUGCGAGUUUGUUUUAUAAAAGUUCAAGUUAUCAUGGAAAAUUUAUAUUAAAUUUUAUAUUGAUUAAAACGCUUGAUUGGCGAAAGAACCAGUCCUGAA
Molecule: messenger RNA, 1643 nt
Organism: Paramacrobiotus metropolitanus
Lineage: Eukaryota; Metazoa; Tardigrada; Eutardigrada; Parachela; Macrobiotidae
Exons: 7
Coding region: 216-1307 (363 amino acids)
Source: RefSeq, a predicted model, not a curated record